This is a messenger RNA of Guyanagaster necrorhizus, 1432 nucleotides long. RefSeq names its product Clavaminate synthase-like protein. The transcript has 6 exons. The record is from RefSeq and is a predicted model, not a curated record. The coding region runs from base 301 to 1344 and encodes 347 amino acids. Lineage: Eukaryota; Fungi; Basidiomycota; Agaricomycetes; Agaricales; Physalacriaceae.
ACUAGGUAUUCUGGAUGGCUAUUCCACACAAUCAUCACAGCAAAGCAGUCACAGAUGCUCUCUCAGGACUUCCUUAUCAGAAGCAAUUGAGUCAUUGCGGUCUUGUUACGCAAAGGUCCUGAAUCUCAGCAUUCCCGAGGACGCCAUGUAGCGAUCUUUUCGGAUGAUAGAAGUCCCAUCGCAUCUUUCUAAUCGGAAAAGGUCCGUCAAACAGCCUAAUAUUUAUACCGCAGCUACUUCCCGUGACCACAACUGACGAACUUUUUAAGCUCCAGAAGUGUCCUGCUUCUUUAUCAUAUCAUGGCUAUAUCUAAGUUCCCACCAUUUCCAGAUGACAUCCCCACGCAUCCGCUUCUCGUUGUCGACUAUGCCCUUCUGAAAGUAGGCGAUAAAGAAGAGAUUGAGAGACUAUGGGGAGCCGCUACGCAGUUGGGAUUUUGGUAUCUGAAGAAUCACGGCCUGGAAGAAGAGGCUAAUCGCAUGUUUGACAUGGGCGAAGAGACUAUGAGGCUACCCAUGGAUGAGAAGAUGAAGUAUGAGCAGGGCGACGAUGGGAUGUCUUUUGGGUAUAAAGCCGCUGGUUUCAAUGCUGUCGAUGCCAGCGGAGUCACUGACACUGUCGAAUUCAUCAACAUAGCCAAGGACGAUGCCCUAGCGUACCCCACUCCUGUUCGACGGGAGUACCCCAGUACCGUCAAUGCCCGCAUGUCUAGCACUAUCCAGCCUUUCAUCACAAAGUCAGUACAGAUUAACGACACGAUCCUUGCUAUUUUCAACCAGAAGCUUCGACUGCCGGAGGGGUCUCUCGCGAAGAAACACCGUCGGGAGGAAUUCAGCUCGAGUGAGGCUCGAACGACGAAGAAUCCGGCAGGAUACAGUAACGAUCGAAUGGCCAUCGGGGCGCAUACGGAUUUCGGGUCUUUGAGCUUCCUGCAUAACCGACUUGGCGGGCUACAGGUCCUUCCACCUGGGUAUGAAGAAUGGCAGUAUGUCAAGCCUAUUCCGGGACACGCUAUCUGCAACGUUGGUGACGCGUUGGCGCUGUUCAGCGGGGGGAUCCUGCGAUCCAAUAUUCAUCGAGUAGUCCCUCCCCCCGGUCCACAAGGCCAUCUCGAACGCUGGUCUCUCGUCUAUUUCACCAGACCGGGAGACUCUGUCUUGCUCCGACCUCUCGUAGACGAGAGUGCCAUGAUUGCGGCUGCAGUCGAGAAUGCGGAUCAGCUAAAUACUCCUGUAACGGCACACGAGUGGUUCACGAGGAGGAUCAAGAACCAGAGGAUGAAGAAUAGGACGGGGCCGGAGACGUGGCAGGCGAGUCGGGGAACAGAAGGAGGCCGGGCGUAAUCAUGAUGAAAAUUGUAAAUAUAUCGAGUCCUUAUUUCUUUUGUAUGUGUUAUAUAACCAAAUGCGAACCGGAGUUUUCCGACAACUA